Molecule: messenger RNA, 2344 nt
Organism: Chara braunii
Lineage: Eukaryota; Viridiplantae; Streptophyta; Charophyceae; Charales; Characeae
Source: the annotation of a GenBank genome assembly
CGUGGUCUCGAUGUCCCGCGGUCUGGUGCGAUGGGUGGCGAGGCGGAGAGUCCUGCACAGGGUGUGGGCGAGGGAGAGCAUACCGAGCGUUUUGUGGAGGGAGGUGUUGCGAGAUAUGGGGAGGGUGCGGGUGUCGCGGAGGAGGACGAGGCAGACGUCAACCUCGAAGUUGGCGUGGCUGAGGGGGAGCGGACACCGAGGGGAGAGGGGGGCGUGCCCAAGCUCGAUCCGAUGGCUCGUCAGAGGACGGUGGACUGGGAGCGGAGGUGCGGGAAGAAGCCCGUCCCGCCUGAGACGGCAUGCACGCCGAGUUCUUCGAAGAGUGUUGUUCCUGAUAGAGCAUGCACGUCGGGUUCUUCGAAGAGGAAGGGGGGGGGUGCACAUCUUUCUGCCACCAAUGCAGGGAAGAGGCUGCGGCAGCAGAAAAUGACGGACACGUAUGGUGGCGAGUGGAUUGGUCAAUGGAGGAAGGCAUUCUUUCGCUGGGUGUAUUCCAGCAGGAUUGCCUUCAAUGCCUUCCGCAACACACCGUACCGAGACCUCCAGCAGAUUGCUCUUCGACAACCUGGUGGAGCACCUCUUCCCGUGCUUCCAUCCCACAGCGAGAUCGCAAGCAUGCGAGCUGUGGAGAUCCACCGCGAGGAGCUAGCGGAGGAGUUGGAGGAGAUGAGGCAGCCAUUAUGGACGUAUCGCGUACCUUUCAUAGGUACCACUGCGACACCAUGCCCCGAUCCUCCUCCCCCGGAGCCUUCAGUGCCCACACUAUCUCCAUCUAUCACUGUCACCUCGCCUCGGCAAUUCGCUCACUUCAUUCGACAGGACGACGUCACCUUCUUUAUGGUGGACGUGACGGAUCUCUUACACUAUGAUCCACUCUGUCCCGACGCCGAGCUCAUCCCUCUGGAGCCAGAUCCUCCCUCUAUCUCCAUGGCUCCCAUCUCUACUUCUGUCCCUCCGCCGUCCGUCGAGUCCACCCCGCCGUCGCGCGCUGACGUUGACGCUGAGGAACUCGCACAAUAUAUGGCUAACCUGGAGCCCGCAGUUCGUGACCUCAUCCGAGAGUACCACGACGUUUUCCCAUCGUCGUUCUCGUACGCCGGCAUCCCACCGAUGCGUGACGUCGAGCACUCCAUUCAGCUUGUGGCUGACUAUUGUGUUCACCACCAGGCACCCUACAGACUCUCGAUCCCCGAGGCCACCAAACUCAAGCGUCAGCUUGAGGAGCUCCUGAGACUGGGUUUCAUUAAACCCAGCAACUCCCCGUGGGGUGCACCCGUCCUCUUUGCUCGCAAAGCGGAUGGAACUCUCUGUCUCUGCAUCGACUAUCGCGGUCUCAACCGCUACACGGUUAAGAACAGCUACCCCAUGCCUCGUUCCGAUGAGCUGUUCGACCGCCUAGCAGGCAACCGCUUCUUUACAAAGAUUGAUCUUCGUAGCGGUUACCAUCAGAUUCUCGUUGCUGCAGCCGACCAGCCGAAGACUGCGUUCCGAUCGCGAUUCGGCCACUACGAGUUCACAGUGAUGCCAUUCGGCCUCACCAAUGCACCCGCCACCUUUCAGAGGGCGAUGAACGACAUCUUCAGGGACAUCCUGGAGCAGUACGUUCUCGUCUACCUCGACGAUAUCCUGGUCUACAGUCGUACCCUUGAGGAGCACCUCAGACACCUCCGCGACGUCCUUGACUGCUUGCGCAGACAUGGCUUCUACGCCAAGCUGAGCAAGUGCCGCUUUGCCCAGCACAAAGUAAAUUUCUUAGGACACUACGUGUCUGACCAGGGUCUCUACAUGGACGACGCGAAGAUCACUGCUAUUGCGGAGUGGCCCGCCCCCACAUCCGCCAAGCAGCUUCGUAGCUUCCUAGGCCUGACCAGCUACUAUAGUAACUUCAUCCGGGGAUACGCUAGGUAUUCCUACGUCCUUACCUCCACCCUCCUCCGGAAGAACCCACCCUUGGCAUGGACACCCCUCCACGAGGACGCCUUCCACGCCCUCAAGAAGGCGGUGACAUGCGCACCGGUUCUUCACCUACCCGAUUUUGAUCGCCCUUUUAUCCUUACCACCGAUGCGUCAGACUUUGUUGUAGGAGCAGUGCUUUCUCAGGUCUUCCCCUCCUCUCCUGAUUCCUCUCAUCCUCGUAUCCCUUACUUCCCACCACUUACCCCUCACUUGACCAUUCUAUUGACUGACGCCUACUCGUCUACUCGUCCAGCUACUGACGAGCCCUCUAUUGACCAUUCUCCUACCAUCGCCGAGGACGGCACUGUCGAGUCUCGCUAAGGUGAUUGUCCGAUAGCCUUCUACUCCCGUCAGCUCCUGCUCGCCGAGAUAAACUACACUGUUGAUG